AUGGAAGACGAGGCCCAAGCGACGUUUUCUUCAGGAUCCGGUUCAGAGUUCACCGAAUACUGGAUAGACUGGUUCCUUGGAGUCAGAGGAAACGAAUACUUUUGUGACAUAGACAUCGAGUACGUGAAGGAUCGGUUCAACCUCACCGGACUGAACCAACAUGUGGACAGAUUGUCCUACUUAAUAGACGUGAUUACGGAUGCACACUCCAUUGACGAGAGCCAGCCGGAGGCCGUGAAGUUGAGAAUCGAGGAAAAUGCCAAAUAUCUUUACUCACUGAUACAUGCCCGUUAUAUUCUCACUCCCAGAGGAUUGGUUAAGAUGUCUGAGAAAUUCAAGAGCGGCGAUUUUGGAUACUGUCAGAGACAGUACUGCAAGUUGCAGGCUCUGCUGCCGGUGGGUAUAAGCGACGUUCCCAAAGUGUAUCCCGUGAAGUUAUACUGUCCAUCAUGCCAGGACCUUUACAAUCCCAAAUCUUCAAGACACCAUUCCAUUGAUGGUGCGUUUUUUGGUACCAGUUUCCCAGCCAUGUUUCUGCAGGCGUACCCAGAACUGGUUCCCACUCACAGCACACAGAUCUACAUCCCCAAAGUAUUUGGGUUCCAGCUCCACGAGCACGCCAAGCUCACGAGAUGGAGGGUGCAUCAACGCGAUAAAUAUGUCAAGAAUCUUUUGGAGAACAAUGUGAAUCUCAGCGGACCGGGCGGAUAUGUUGAAGACACCGACGAAAAGCCCACCGGUAAAAGGUGA
This is a messenger RNA of Kuraishia capsulata CBS 1993, 750 nucleotides long. RefSeq lists its product as uncharacterized. Gene Ontology annotation, cellular component: protein kinase CK2 complex; cytoplasm. Bases 1 to 750 code for a protein of 249 amino acids. Gene Ontology annotation, molecular function: protein kinase regulator activity. The record is from RefSeq and is a predicted model, not a curated record. The transcript has a single exon. Lineage: Eukaryota; Fungi; Ascomycota; Pichiomycetes; Pichiales; Pichiaceae.